Molecule: messenger RNA, 2903 nt
Organism: Papilio xuthus (Asian swallowtail)
Lineage: Eukaryota; Metazoa; Arthropoda; Insecta; Lepidoptera; Papilionidae
Gene: Vlg
Product: vasa-like
Exons: 14
Coding region: 149-1957 (602 amino acids)
Molecular function (GO): RNA helicase activity; nucleic acid binding; ATP binding
Source: RefSeq, a predicted model, not a curated record
GGUAAAUAAUUUCAUUGGCAGCACUGGGCCAUCAGAAGAUCAGCCGCCAUUUAAGUUCUGUCGUCGGUUGUUAAAUGUCUUUGUUCGCAUUUUUUUCGAAAGUCUAUAUUUAGUACAUUUAGCCAAAUAAAAAUUUUAGCUAGCAAAAAUGGACGAUGAAUGGGAUGAUUCUCCUGCAGUUGUAUUACCCCCGCCAGUAGCAAAUAAUGGUUACUAUCAAGAUAAUGUAGAUGAAGGUCACAGUUUAUCGAGAGGCAGAGGCUUUCAAUCAUUUAAUGACAAUGAUUAUUCAAAAGAUAUGGACAAUGGGUUUGGGGAGAGGAGGGGCCGUGGCGGAGGCAGAGGUCGUGGAGGCCGUGGUGGAAGAGGAGGUACCCGGGAACCUAGAAAUUUUGACUCAAAUGGAGAUUCCAAUGAUGAGGAUAGAGAUAGAGGUGAAAGAGGUGAUCGUGGUAGGGGAAGAGGUAGAGGCAGAGGAGGGGGAGGACGAGGUGGUCGUCACAAUGAUGGAGGGUUUGACAAUGAAGCAGGAGGUGAUGAUGAAAUGAAAAAGGCACCAGUCACCUAUGUGCCUCCGGAUCCCACAGACAAUGAACAAGAAAUGUUUAGCAGUACCAUCAGCUCGGGAAUUAAUUUUGAUAAGUUUGAUCGCAUUGCUGUUAAAGUGAGUGGAGAAAAUCCACCACGACCGAUAGAAAGUUUUGAAUCUGCAAACUUACGGAAGUCUGUGUUGGAAAAUAUAGCAAGAUCAGGCUAUAAGAAGCCUACUCCUAUACAAAAGCAUGCCAUUCCAAUUAUAGCGGAGGGCCGGGAUCUUAUGGGCUGUGCACAGACGGGUUCUGGAAAAACAGCAGCCUUCCUUGUGCCUAUAAUAAAUAAGAUCCUUGAAGAGGGAGCACCACUUACUGUGAGUCCUAAUGCUCAACCGCAGGUUAUAAUAGUAUCACCUACAAGGGAAUUAACACUUCAAAUAUUUAAUGAAGCAAGGAAAUUCUCAUAUGGUUCUGUAGUGAAGGUUGCUGUGGCAUAUGGAGGAACUGCUGUCCGCCAUCAAAGUGAUAACAUUUCUCGCGGCUGCCACAUCCUGGUGGCGACCCCGGGGCGGCUGCACGAUUUCGUUGACCGGCGGCGCGUGUCAUUCGAGCAGGUGCGCUGCGUGGUGCUGGACGAGGCGGAUCGCAUGCUCGACAUGGGCUUCAUGCCUACUGUUGAGAAGAUGAUGGAACAUCCCACUAUGGUGCCUAGUACUGAGCGCCAAACUUUGAUGUUCUCUGCGACGUUCCCCGAGGACAUCCAACACCUGGCAGGUCGUUUCCUCAACAACUACCUGUUCAUCGCUGUAGGCAUUGUGGGCGGUGCCAGCACUGAUGUUGAGCAGAUAUUCCACCAGGUCACCAGAUACGAGAAGCAGAACACACUCAAGAAACUUAUCGAGGAUAAUGAUGGUAAACGCGUGUUAGUGUUUGUGGAGACGAAGCGCAACGCGGAUUUCAUAGCGGCGAUGCUGUCGGAGCAGCAGAUGCUGACAUCGUCCAUUCAUGGUGACCGCAUGCAGCAGGAGCGCGAGGAAGCGCUGCAUAACUUCAAGAGCGGCAGGCACUGCAUACUGGUCGCCACCGCGGUCGCCGCAAGGGGACUAGAUAUCAAAAACGUUGACAUUGUGGUCAAUUACGAUCUGCCAAAGAGCAUAGACGAGUACGUGCAUAGAAUUGGACGUACCGGGCGAGUCGGCAACAGGGGCAUGGCCGUCUCCUUCUUCGAUGCAGACCAUGAUAUGGCGCUAAUGGCGGACCUGGCGAAGAUACUGCGGCAAGCGGAUCAGCCCGUACCCGACUUCUUGGAGGGCGGCGGCACUGCCACUUACACCGGCAACAAAUACGGCGGCAGCGAUGUUCGGAACUUUGGCAACGCGCCUUCUAACAUGGCUCAAGGUCAAGAACCUGAGGAAGAGUGGUAAAUAACAUUGUCCAAUAUUAAGAAGCAUUGCCAAAAAGUUUGGCAGCUAGUGCAACUAAUGAUGCAUGUAUGUCAUUGGUGCUUCACUCAUAGAGUUCUGCCUAUCCCAGAUAGGACCUAGCGCAUACAUUUAACCUGAAAAAGACUGCAAUUUGACAAGUAUUGUAGUUAAGUGAUUUAUUUUAAGACUCAUGUACAAAAUACGAUCCUCAGUGACUAUUGUAAACAGUAAUAUAAGGCAAGGGAUGCUCGAUGACAUUGAUUUUAAUAAGAAAAAUUAUCGAUUAAGAAUCGAUGUUUAACAUUUUGUUCCUUUUAAUAUAACUAAAUUGAAAAUAGCUACAUAAUUUAUAUUGUAACAAGCAAAAAAAGUAAAAAUCUAAAUCUAUUAAUGUUUGAACUUCCAACAUCCCUAUUACAAACAAUAAAUGUAAUACAUACAUCAUUUCGUUGUACUUUUAAGUUGUUUCAGUUCUUUGAUUUUUUUUGCUUAUUGAAGCUGUUUUUAUUUUUUUUUUAUUUGUUUUCCUUAUGUACAAACUUAAGUUUAAAUUUGGUAUAAGCACAUCACUAAGCCAUCCUAUUUUUGUAAGGAUCUGUGAUGUGUAGAUUUAAAGUUGCUCAGUUAAAAUUUUAAUAAUAGUUAUUAUUAUGCAAUAGUUUUAUAUGUUUGUUAUAGAGCUAACAUCUACUAGACAAGACCACCUAGAGACUGUUGUUGAAUGGGAUAAAAAUUGACUCACUUGCCCUUUUUUUUUUUCAAAAUCAAGUUUUUACAUAGUACAAAAAUAUUUUUAGACUUAUUAAUUUGUAUCUAUGAAGAUUCAGUCUAUUUAUAAAUCAACUAGUAUGCCCAUAUCACGGCCUAACCUUGCUUUUUGAACUUAUGAUAAUAGAAAUUUAUUUCCCGAUCGACGAUUUCUUUAGGCGGCCUUAGAACAAAUAAU